Rubroshorea leprosula is the source of this 1350-nucleotide messenger RNA. The record is from the annotation of a GenBank genome assembly. Lineage: Eukaryota; Viridiplantae; Streptophyta; Magnoliopsida; Malvales; Dipterocarpaceae.
CCAUAUAUUUGGUCUUAUGUUUAGUUAUUUCCUUGUGUUGACAGUGAUUGUGUUUCUUCCUCAAUGCAGGACAGAAAAAGAGUCCCCUUCAACACUUAUGUGGACUUUGUUCUUUUUGGCUUAGCAUUAUGACAGAAGGGGCCAAUAUGAGCUUGCUUUCUCCAAGAUUGACGAGGCUAUAGAACACACUCCAACUGUUAUUGAUUUAUAUUCUGUGAAGAGCCGGAUCCUGAAGCAUGCUGGUGAUUUGGUAGCAGCAGCUUCAUUGGCAGAUGAAGCUAGGUGUAUGGAUCUUGCAGAUCGCUACAUAAACAGUGAAUGUGUCAAGCGAAUGCUGCAGGCAGAUCAGUGCAUGUGGUAUGAACUUGCUUCUGGUGAAAGUUACUUCCGCCAAGGUGAACUUGGAAGGGCCCACAAAAAGUUUUUGGCCGUGGAGAAGCACUAUGCUGAUAUUACUGAAGAUCAAUUUGAUUUCCAUUCUUAUUGUUUGAGGAAAAUGACAUUGCGUGCGUAUGUUGAAAUGCUUAAAUUUCAAGAUCAGCUGCAUUCACAUGCAUACUUCCAUAAAGCAGCAGCCAGAGCGACCGGGUGAAACAUAUCUCUUAUGAUUUAUCUCUGUGUGGGAAUGCUUCAAGUGUCUGUAACCUUCUUGGUUGUUACUAGAUGCAUGCGUAGAUCCUUAUGGGUGGGAAAUUGUUGCAACAGUUUCAGGUUUAAUGUGGAUCAGUUGAAAAUUAAAAUUAAGCAUUUUUGUUUAGAUCACCUUUUGAAGUAGACCAAUUUCUCUUAGCAGCAGUAACUUAGAAUAACUAACAUUUCCAAUUCUAUAAAGGCAGCCUUCUUCUAUGCCCCUGGUUCCCAGUCAAUUUUUUGGAACAAAGUUUCUAAUAAUGUAAUUUGUACUGGUAUAUUGUGCCAGUUAUUUUCUUAUUCCUUACAAUUCUAGAGACCAACUCAGAAUAUUUUUUGGUAAUUUCCCCACACUUUCCAUAAUGGUUUACAAAUUGUGACUUUUACCAGAUUGUUUUUCUGCAAUCCUUAGGUUACUGUUUAAGUUGUGUUUAGACAUUAGAGAGAUCUUUGAGAAGGACAAAUAUUGUAUACGGUAUCCUUUUUUGAAAUCAUAAUCAUAUACAGUAUUGCUCUCUGAAGGAUAAAAUUGCAUUUUUAAAUAGAGCUCAUGGGUUUAAAGGGCAAAGAGCAAUUCUGUGGCUGGUCAGUAGGUAGAAGAAAAAGAUUUGCCGUUACCCUAUUCAGAAGUUAUUUGCUAAAAUCUUGUGUUGAUUACGUUGAUGAUCUAAUGGUUGGCCUUACAAUAAUUAAAUGAACAAGUAAAUGCCUGAUUGAUUU